UGCUGUGUGGGGCACUAUAUGUGCCGUCUAGCAAUUUAGGAUACGGCCAUUAGCUUAAGCGUAGCUGCUUGCUAGCUAGCUUUGGUUACACUGUAGUUAAAGCUGAUUAAACGGUCGCCCAAAUUAUAGCUACAUUUUAGCCUUUAAGAGUAAUUUUCUAUUUUUUUCUUUCUUUCGACUUUUUUGGGCUUUAAACCAAAACAACCGCUAGCUAAACUCUCCAGUAUCUUGGAGCUCCACUGGUGAUCUCUGGGCAGAGGGAUCAUGUCCGGAGACCUGGUUGGAGUUUGGGACGUGGCCCUGAGUGAUGGGGUGCACAGGAUUGAAUUUGAACAUGGCACAACCACGGGGAAACGGGUCAUCAAUGUUGAUGGCAAGGAGGUCCUGAGGAGAGACUGGAUGUUCAAGCUGGUAGGCAAGGAGACGUUUUAUGUAGGAAGCACAGACACAAAGGCCACCAUUAACAUUGACGCGGUGAGUGGGUUUGCCUAUGAAUACACACUGGAAAUCAACGGCAAGAGCCUGAAGAAAUAUAUGGAGAACCGUUCUAAGGUUACAAGCACUUGGCUGCUCAACCUGGAUGGCGUAGACUGCAGAGUGGUCCUGGAAAAAGACACCAUGGACAUUUGGUGCAAUGGGCAGAAAAUGGAGACAGCCGGGGAGUUUGUGGAUGACGGCACAGAGACACACUUCACUCUGGGCGACCAUGACUGCUGCAUCAAGGCCGUGAGCAGCGGCAGGAGGAGAGACGGCAUCAUCCACACACUCCUGGUGGACGGAAACGAAAUGGCCGAGGCCAACGAAUUAUCAUCUGUGAAUCCUGUGAUGUAGGGAGUUGCAUUUUUAACCCUCAUGUUCUUCACUACAGUGGUUGUCCUACUGACUCAGGCCAGAAUUUAAAGCAAUACAGGUGUAACAUUUCAUUUAAAUUCGCAGUACAUUCCCAGUAAUCACAGCACUAAGAAUUACAAAUGAUAUCAAUAGAUAGAUGCACAAAAGCACUUCCUGUUUGCUGAGAGCACAGGUGUAGGGAGGGGUAGGGAGUGAGACACUAAAAUCUGAUUUAUACUUCAGAUCUAACACUUCACUUUGAAAAGUGUCCUGAAUGUAAUUCAUUUAAGAAUUUUUUUUCCCUCAAGAAACUAAGCCAAAUUCAUGCUGGCAACAUUAGUUUAAGUAUUUAGAACAUGAAAAUGGGUAAAAAUGGAGCCCAAGGAGAACACACAGGUUGAGCUAGUCUGGCCCUUGUACUGGUUUAACAUCACAUUUCCCAGUUCAGUGUAAAAUAGGGUCAAAAGUAUGUGGAAACCUGACCAUCACACCCAUAUGUUCUCCUUCCCCAAACUAUAAGCAUAAAAUGCCUUUUGUAUGUUGUAGCAUUAUGAUUUCCCUUCACUGGAGCUUAGAAGUCCAAACCUGUUCCAGUAUGACAGUGCCCAUGUGCACAAAGUGAGCUCCGUGAAGACAUGGUUUGCCGAGGUUGCCGAGUGGAAGAACUCAACCACGUUAAACACCUUUGAGAGGAACUGGAGUACCAACUGCACCCCAGGUCUCCUCGCCCGACUCAUUGCCUGACCUUACUAAUGCUCUUGCAGUUGAAUAAGCACAAAUCCCCACAGCCAUGUUUCAAAAUCUAGUGGGAAGCCUUCACAGAAGAGUGGAGCUUAUUAUUACAGUAAACGGGGAGUGAAUCUGGAGCGUGAUGGUCGGGUGUCCACAAACUUUUGGCCAUAUAGUGUAUGUGAGUAUCAUUGUGGCUUGAGAUGCCAAUCAUGGAACCAACUUGUAACUUUAGCAUAUCAGACCUAAUAGACCUGCUGUUAAUGAACAGAUUGUAUUAAACCAGGCCAAAAUGGUAUUUCAUAGAAUGAGAUUUUUAUGAGCUUUGGAAUGAUUUCUAAAAACAUUGUAUUAUGUAUUAAGUCAACCAGCAGUGAAGCAUGGAUUAGAACUAAGACUUAAAUCACAGAAAAGAUAAUGAGAAACUUCACAUCGUUUGACUUUCAGUUUUUAUAGUGGAGAGUUCAGGACAAUAAAAUGGAGCUGCUGCACUUUUGGUUUUACUUACCUUCAUGUGUGGUGGCAUCAUUGCUUGCAUCUUUGAAAACUGACAUGUUUAGGAGCCAAAUAUGAAAUUCAGGUGUUUACACGUUAGAACAUUCCUUUAUGAACGUUUAAAGGUCCCAUCCCCCAUCACCCAGGAUGGCAGUAACAUUCCUGUGGAAGUGCAGUUGAAAGUCAGCGUCAUUGUAGAUAGAAGGGCCAAAGAUUUUCAGACGUUGUACUUUCCAGAUUCAGUGUUUGGCAAUUCUUCGUGUUAAAACCUGCUUUAAACGGUCCUUCAUGAAAAGUUUAGGGCCGGUUAUAAAUUCAUAUAGCAGACUGCAAAAUUGUAAAGUGCCUACCUAUCUCCACUAAACCGAUAAACCUAUAAAGGGGGUAUUAGGGAUAUUAAAAAAGGAUCUGAUUUGUUUUUUCUUUUCAAAUCAGGAAGACUGCAAGGCUUCAAAAACAUUUCCUGAUUCCUUAAUCAGCUUAGCCCUGCACCAUUGUGUUCUUAUAUUUAAAAGUAUGUACAGUAACGUUGUGGUUCAACAUUGUGCAGGUCAACAAAGCUGAUACUGUGUUUGUGUUACAAAUUAAACCUGUCUAUAUAUCAGAUUUAAUUUAAUCUGCCGGCUCUUUCACUUUUUACGCAGAUCCGAAAUAAAUCAAGUGAACGCAGAUAGUGAAUAUGAAAUCUGUUAGAUUUUAUUGCUCCAAUCAAAGACAGACCAGAAAACACCACACACUUCCAAACCUCAGUAUUAAAAAUGAAAAUAAAAUGUGCCAUAGCUUCACAAAAGAGUGCAAUCAAAAAUAAUAUAUAUGUAAAUUUGCAGAGGUUAUUCUAUAAAUUUAUUAAUGUAGUGCCUACAUUUAUACAGCCCCUGUCCCAUUUUCUGUCAUUCUUAAAUGUGCCAUUCAACCAUGUGGUGCUGAGACUCAGGGGGAAAGUAGAAAAUCCACAGCAUUAAAAAUGCAACAGAGUAACCUGCUAUAUCUUAAUUUUUAACUUCAAACAUAACAUAUAUAAUUAGAAUGUGUUUAAACUACUCAUAUUACUGUAAUAUCUGAAUUUAUAAGUCACCCCUUAACAAAUAUUCCCUGAAACAGAAGCAUCUAAAGUAAAACAAUUAAAGGAACAGGCCCAGAACAAACCAGAAGAGAAGAGAAGCUGACAGCUCAGAGUUUUGCAAAGAGGAUUUGACAUCAGCAAGGUCAUGCCUUACAUUAUAUAUCAAAAUGUACACCAGGAUGUCCUCUUUCUGUUUUUUUAUUUUUGACUAAUUAAACUUUUUUUCUUAGGUCAUGUGUGUAAUUUAGCUACACAAAACAACUUACAUUUGUGUUUCCACAAUAAGCAAGUAUAAUCCAAAUCAUUUUCAGUACAACAAUAAAACUAAUUUAAGUUCACUGAA
Messenger RNA from Ictalurus furcatus (blue catfish), 3461 nucleotides. RefSeq names its product Fas apoptotic inhibitory molecule a (gene faima). NCBI's taxonomy places the organism in Eukaryota, Metazoa, Chordata, Actinopteri, Siluriformes, Ictaluridae. The transcript has 5 exons. Gene Ontology annotation, biological process: canonical NF-kappaB signal transduction; negative regulation of extrinsic apoptotic signaling pathway via death domain receptors; positive regulation of neurogenesis. The record is from RefSeq and is a predicted model, not a curated record. The coding region runs from base 265 to 831 and encodes 188 amino acids.